This is a messenger RNA of Ziziphus jujuba (common jujube), 3875 nucleotides long. RefSeq names its product mechanosensitive ion channel protein 6. The record is from RefSeq and is a predicted model, not a curated record. Gene Ontology annotation, biological process: transmembrane transport; monoatomic anion transport. Lineage: Eukaryota; Viridiplantae; Streptophyta; Magnoliopsida; Rosales; Rhamnaceae. Gene Ontology annotation, molecular function: mechanosensitive monoatomic ion channel activity. The transcript is spliced from 6 exons. The coding region runs from base 16 to 3561 and encodes 1181 amino acids. Gene Ontology annotation, cellular component: plasma membrane.
CAGCAUCUAAAUUCAAUGUCCUCCAUCGCCGUCGUCGGUGAUUCCAAUAACCGGCGGGAGGUUGUCGUCAAAAUAGACGACGACGAUUCUUCAACCAGUAGUAGAAACAUGGAGCAGCAGCAAUCGAAGAUAUGGCGGGGUUCAAGCUACGAUUUCUGGAAAGAGGAUGACAACAAUGUGAGGGAUGGUAAUAAAGACGAUUUUCAUUUCGUUCAACUAGGUCAGUCGUCGUCGGCGGCGGCAUCGGCUUCGCGGAGGAUACGCCAUCGAUUCUUAUCGAUCAGUUUUUGCAUAAGCAGAAGUAGUCCGGUGACACGUCGUUGGUUAUGGAUUUGGAGAUGGCUGAGCACCGCCACGAGCGAAAUUUGCCUCCGCUCGCAGAGUCUCCGGUCAAAAAGGAGCUCUUUCAGCCAGUCGAAGGAGCUCAAGGUUUCGUUCCACCCGGCGACGACGGCGGCGGCUUCGAAUGACGACGUCGAGAUUGGUCUCAGUGAGUCGGUACGUCGCCGGAAUAAGGACUCCACGGAGGGGGAUAGCAGGGGUGGUAGUGGUAGAGGUAAUGGUGACGAUGAGGUCGUGAGGUGUACGUCAAACGCAGAGUUUGAGGGCGAGGUUUCGUUUCAGAACAAGUCCAAUUUGUUAAGGCUGAAGAGAACCAGGUCUAGACAGAUCGACCCGCCGGAGGAACCCGAACAUCGAGCGGGUCGGGUUCCGAAAUCACUAAAUAACAUGCAAGACACAUGUUAUUUAGGCAUAUCAUUGCUAAAUUUUGUACGGAUCUCUCUUUUGGUACCUUUGUUAAACCACCCGCUUCCCAUUCUUUUUUAUCAGGACGUAGAGAUAGCGGAGCAUCAUCCUCAGCAGCAUCUAGAUUCAAGGUCCUCUGCCACCGUCGCCGGCGAUUCCAAUAACCGGCCGGAGGAUAUCGUCAAAAUAGGCGACGGCGAUUCUUCAACCAGUAGUAGAAACAUGGAGCAGCAGUCGAAGAUAUGGCUGGGUUCAAGCUCCGAUUUCUGGAAAGAGGAUGACAACAAUGUGAGGGACGGUAAUAAAGACGAUUUUCGUUUCGUUCAACCAGGUCAGUCGUCGUCGGCCUCGGCAUCACCGGAGGAUCCGCCGUCGAACCUUAUCGGUCAGUUUUUGCAUAAGCAGAAGUCGUCCGGCGACAUGUCGUUGGAUAUAAAUUUGGAGAUGGCUGAGCUCCGCCACGAGAGGAAUUUGCCGCCGCUCGCAGAGUCUCCGGCGAAGAGGAGAUCUUUCAGUCAGUCGAAGGAGCUCAAGGUUUCGUUCCACCCGACGACGGCGGCGGCAGCUUCGAAUGACGACGUCGAGAUUGGUCUCAGCGAGUCGGUACGUCGCCGGAAUAAGGACUCCACCGAGGAGGAUAGCAGGGGUGGUAGUGGUAGAGGUAAUGGUGACAAUGAGGUCGUGAGGUGUACGUCAAACGCAGAGUUUGAGCGCGAGCUUUCGUUUCAGAACAAGUCCAGUUUGUUAAAGCUGAAGAGAACCAAGUCUAGACUGAUGGACACGCCGGUGGAACCCGAAAAUGAAGCGGGUCGGGUUCCGAAAUCGGGUCAGAUGAUGAGAUCGGGGCACCUUAGAUCCGCGAUGCUGGGUAAAUGGCCUUUGGAUGACGAGGACGAUGACCUCUCCUGGGAAGAUGAUUUACCGGAUGAGUGCAAGAAAGCUAAUCUAAGCGCAUUGACACUGCUUCAAUGGCUGAGUUUGAUUGUGAUCAUUGGAGGAUUCGUCUGCACUCUCUCUAUACCCUUUUUGAGGCGUAAGAACUUGUGGAAAUUGAAGCUGUGGAAAUGGGAAGUCUUGCUUUUGGUAUUGAUUUGUGGGCGUUUGGUUUCCGGGUGGGGGGUCCGGAUGGUGGUGUUCUUUAUAGAAAGGAAUUUCCUUCUGCGGAAGAGGGUUUUGUAUUUUGUUUACGGGCUUCGGAAAGCUGUUCAGAAUUGCCUUUGGCUGGGUCUUGUUUUGCUGGCAUGGCACUUGCUGUUUGAUGAAAAGGUUGAGAGAGUGACCAAGAGUGAUAAACUUAAAUAUGUCACUAAAGUCUUGGUGUGUUUGUUGGCGGGUACCUUUGUUUGGUUGGUGAAGACCCUGAUUGUUAAAGUUCUAGCUUCUUCUUUCCAUGUUAUUAAAUACUUUGAUCGGAUUCAGGAGUCUCUUUUCUAUCAGUAUGUAAUCGAAACCCUUUCGGGUCCGCCAUUGAUUGAGAUAAAGAGAACAGAGAAAGAGGAUGAGAGGCUUGUGGAUGAGGUUAGGAAGCUACCGAAUGCUGGGGCUACUAUCCCUCCUGAUCUCAAGAAUGCUGCUUUCCCAACAGCCAAAAGUAGAAGGGUGAUUGGGAGUGGAGGUUUGCCGAGAAGUCCUAGAAGGAGCAUUAACUUUUCUCAACCAUUGAACCAGAAGCUAGAUGAUGGGAUAACAGUUGAUCACUUGCACAAGCUGAAUCCUAAGAAUGUGUCUGCUUGGAAUAUGAAGAGGCUAAUGAAUAUAGUUCGUCAUGGUUCUCUCACUACACUGGAUGAGCAGAUUGAGGAUUCCACCCGUGGCGAUGAGAAAGCAACCCAGAUCAUAAGUGAAGUUGAGGCAAAGGCUGCAGCUAAAAAGAUAUUUCAGAAUGUGGCUGGGCAUGGGUCAAAGAAUAUUUACGUACAAGAUUUAACACGUUUUUUGCGAGAUGACGAGGCUUUGAGGACCAUGAGUCUCUUUGAAGGGGCAUCUGAGAGUGGAAAAAUCAGCAAAACUUCCUUGAAGAACUGGGUGGUCAAUGCCUUUAGGGAGCGAAGAGCGCUUGCCUUGACGCUGAAUGACACAAAAACUGCUGUCAACAAACUCCAUCAAAUGGUUAAAGUAAUGAUUAUUCUCCUUAUAGUAGUUUUAUGGCUUCUCAUACUGGGAAUUGCCACCACCAAAUUUCUAGUGUUUGUCAGUUCCCAGCUAGUCCUUGUCGCAUUUGUUUUUGGAAACACAUGCAAGACAGUAUUUGAAGCAAUCAUUUUCUUAUUUGUGGUUCAUCCUUUUGACGUGGGAGAUCGGUGUGAAAUCGAUGGAGUUGAGAUGGUUGUAGAAGAAAUGAACAUCUUGACUACAGUUUUUCUAAGGUAUGACAAUUCGAAGAUUGUAUUCCCGAACGGCAUACUUUCAACUAAACCCAUCAACAACUAUUACCGUAGUCCCAACAUGGGAGAUGGUGUUGAAUUCUGCAUCCAUGUGUCUACUCCAGCAGAGAAAAUUGCUGCCAUUAAGCACAGAAUAACCAGUUAUAUCGAGAACAAGAAGGAGCAUUGGUGUGCUCAACCAAUGAUUGUAGUAAUGAAUGUGGAAGGUCUGGAUAGGGUAAGAUUUGCAGUGUGGCUAGGUCAUAAAAUGAAUUUCCAAGAUAUUGGAGAAAGGUGGGUGAGAAGAUCCCUUUUGGUUGAAGAAAUGAUGAAGACUUUCCAGGAGCUUGAUCUUCAAUACCGCCUCUUCCCUGUUGACAUUAACGUAUGUUCCAUGCCUUCUGUGACCUCUACACGAGUCCCCUCUAAUUGGACCGCAACGACAAGCUGAAGUAAGAAACACAGAAGUGAAAAUCUUAAUUAUCUGAUCUCAUUGGGAAGCAUAUAUUCAUUCCCUGGGCAGUUUCGACCCUGCAUAGAGUUGUCCAUAGAGUUGGAUGCUGUAGAAAGUGCAGAGCGUGAUUUUCUGUCCCCUUUUUUUUUUUUUUAGUUGAAAAUAUAGAAUAUGUAUUAUUAUUGUGCUUUAAAAUAACAUUGGUAAAUCAGACUUAAAAGUUGCCCGAACCUCUCUUUCUAUAAUUCUAUCUGCUGUAACUUGAUCUCUGAUAUCUAAAAUGUAGGUAAACAAGUUGCUAUUUUGGCGAG